AUGAAACAAACAGCUCCAGUUGAUGAGCAUACCGCCCUCUUGGGUUCUGCAGCUCGUAAGUACCUCUGCUGGAGCGGCUUCCGCUUCGCAGGCGACGCCACUCGCUGUCACUCCGGGCUCAGACACCCAAGUACCUGCACUAACACUGCCGCGCGCAUUUCGUUUCUAUCUCUUCGCAGCCCCACCCUACCACAUUAUCGACGUCGAAUCGAACCGGUCAUCCCAAGGCCCAUCGCCAUCUGGGACACCCAUCUACUACGUUUGCACACCUUCAGGCUCGCUCCCCAACUAUGCCCUCCCUCGUGUCUCGUCGUCGUCCUUCUCGUCCGUGCAUCGACUCCCGGCCGGCCCUUCGCCUUUCAACGACUUACCACUACCCAUUGCCUCGGCAUUGGCGUACCAACAGUCGCUCCGCCAUGCGGAUGCGAGGGCGAGGGGGCGCGUCAUCCGUGGUGUUAUCGGCGCAUUGCUUCUCUGGUGGGGCCUGUCCCUCCUCGUUGGGUUGAUUGUGGAGAACGAGCACGAACUCGAGAAAUGGACCGAGCACAAGUGGAGAGACGCCAAGCGGUGGUCCAAAAACCACCGAUGGGGAGUUGAGCCGGAACUGGAAGGCCAGGAGAAGGGGAGGUGGAGUCGACCCUUGUCUGACGAUCCAUUGCAGGUACGCAUGGGAAUGACUUAGAUGGUCGUGUCGUCUCGAGCACAAUGAUUGAUCUGCGCUGCGGUGCGUGCAGAUCUUGGCCUCGCCACAAAUGACGACUAUGCCGACGGAACCCUCCGAAGCAAUUUCGGCCUAG
Molecule: messenger RNA, 797 nt
Organism: Microbotryum saponariae
Lineage: Eukaryota; Fungi; Basidiomycota; Microbotryomycetes; Microbotryales; Microbotryaceae
Source: the annotation of a GenBank genome assembly